AUGCAGUACAACGAGUACGAGCGAAGCAUGGGUCUUUGCAACAGUGGGCAGUCCAUCAAACGCCCGCUGCUCACUUCAUCUCAACUGUUGGGCCAGUCUAUCCGCAAAUGCCUGUCGCGCACCUACUGUGAUGGCACCGAACUCGAAGAAACUGACCUGCGCUAGGCUCUGACCAAACAUGCUGAAUGCUGGACGGACGAUACCAUUGAGCCUUCGAUUGCGGCCGCUGCGGUGACUCGUAUGGCAACCAUGGGGACUGAGGCUACUGCUGUAGAU
Molecule: messenger RNA, 276 nt
Organism: Ectocarpus sp. CCAP 1310/34
Lineage: Eukaryota; Phaeophyceae; Ectocarpales; Ectocarpaceae
Source: the annotation of a GenBank genome assembly